CUAUGCAGUGAAUAGCCCUAUUCAACUACUGUUCUAAUCCAUAUUAUGGCAGGAACCACUCAACUAAGUAAAGAGAUUUCAAGAACUUUGAAUGUAUCUUCAAGUACAGUCAUGAAAACCAUCAAAUGCUAUGAUGAAACUGGCUCUCAAGACUCACAAGAAAAGAGUUGUUUGGACCAAGAAACACAAGGAAUGGACAUUAGACCAGUGGACAUUUGUAUUUUGGUCUGAUGAGUCCAAAUUGCCUCCUCCUGUCUUUCACAAAGACACAGGAGGAGGACUCCAUGGAUUGAACUUGUUUUUUCAGCAUAUCCCACAGAUGUGUGAUUGGAAUUAAUUCUGGAGAAUUUGAAGGCCAAGUCAACACCUGUCAUGUUCCUCAAACCAUUCCUGUACAGUUUUUACAGUGUGACAGGGAGUAUUGUCCUGCUGACAGAGGCCACUGCCAACAGGGAAUAUUGUUGCAGUGAGGAGGUGUACGUGGUCAGAAACAAUGUGUAGGUAGGUGCUGCAUCAGUGUAACAUCCACAUGCAUUGAGGACCCCAAGGUUUCCCAGUAGAACAUUGCCCAGAGCAUCACACUGCCUCUGCCGGCUCAUCCUGUUCCCAUAGUGCACCUUGUUGUUAUCUCAUCUUCAGGUAAAUGAUAUGUGAUUCAUCAGACCAGGCCACCUUCUAUUGUUACUUCAUGGUCCAGUUCUGACACCCACUUGCCCAUUGUAGACACUUUUGGUGGUGGACAGGGAUUGGCAUGGGACCUCUCAGUGGUCUGCGGCACACUGCGGCUAAAUAUUUUAGAUAUCCGCAGCUAACUGCUGAUAAAAAUACAUUAUAUAGCUGUUUAAGCCAAAUAAAUACAUAACAAUAUUUUAUACUUACUUUGUGAGUUUUCACGAGACUCCAACUGCUUUCAGGUUUCAGUUUAACCGCAUUAAAAGAUUUUGAUAACAGUAGCCAAACUCUCAAACCAGAAACUAAUUUGUUGAUGUUUAAGCAGACACUUACCUUCACUUAUCUCACCUCAGCACCAUGAGAAGUAGAUGAGGCAUGAUGCUGCUGAACAUUCUAUUGGCCAUCAAGCUAGUGGGUUAACUGAAAAUAUUACUUCAUUAAUAUUAAGUAUCAUUAACCAAUACCCACUCACUGUCAUACAACUCAGAAAGGGAGGGAUAGACACGAAUCCUUUCUACUGCUUAAAGAAUUUGAUACUAAAUGGUCACAUUCUUGAAAAAUGCAGAUUGUCCAGCAGAGGGUGACAGGUGACUACAGACAAAUUUGAAAACAAUCUUAAUAUAUAUAUAUAUUUUUUAAGUACCACUGUGCUUACACUGUGCAUUCCAACCAGGGCAGUUUAAAUGACCUAAAGCAGGCAUUAAAUGCCCUGGUCUCUCCAUUUGGCUAGCUCCAGGAAGAAUCCUUGUCAUCCCAAACUUCCUCCAUGUAAGAAUUCUGGAGGCUACUGUGCUCGUGGGGACCUUCAAUGCAGCAGGAAGUUUUCUGUAGCCCUCCCCAGAUCUGUGCCUCAACACAACCACCUCUGAGCUCUGCAGACAGUUCCUUUGACCUCUUGGUUUUUGCUCUGAUAUGCAUUGUCAACUGUGAGACCUUAUAUAGACAGGUGUGUGCCUUUCCAGAUCAUGUCCAAUCUAAUCAAUUCACCUAAGACUAAGAAAGAGUUGCUUUCAUUUAUGGGGAUGGCAAAUUACUGCAGACGGUGGAUUUAUGAAUGUGCUGCGUUCUGUGUCCAAACAUAUGCGGGUUAACUGGUGACUCUGGUGUUAAUGUGAGUGUGACUGGUUGUUUGUCUCUAUAUGUCAGCCCUGUGAUAGACUGCUGAUCUGUCCAGGGUGUACCCUUAAGGGAUAAGUGCUUGAUGGGCAGUGUAUCAAACCACUGAUUAAUAACAAUAGAUUUAUUAUUCUAAAGCACAAUAAUGCUAGCUUCAACCCAUAAUGACAUCAUCCUUAAUUUCAUUGCAUUGGUGUGCAUUGUUUUACUGCUUACUAACAUAGACUCUGUGCUUGAAAAUAAUGAACUAACAACUUAUAACAUUUAUGUACACCAUUUCAUUUGCAUUCAAAUGGAUGAUAACAAAUUUAUACUUAGCCUACCUUUUCCAUUUACACACCAAUGGUCGUCCUCUUAAUGAUACUCCAUCUCCUCUUGCAAUGUCUUCCUGCAAUGAUGGCUUGACUUUUCUGGUUAAUGUAGAAACUAUAUAGUCUCAGUUCACCUCACCAUAAUUGAUUGUGAUUUAUGUUAGGUGGUGGAAUUUCAUGCAAACACCACAUGUUUUAAUCAUAUUCAUCUUAAAAACACAAAGUUAUAUCAUAUAAAUUACAUCACACUUACAUUACACUUAAGUAAAUGUAAAGAGGAGGAACAUUCAAAGAUUUCCCGCAAUCCCUAAGGUCUGAUGAGGAGAAGUCUGUUGUGUACUAAAAUCUGCGACAUACAGAUCUAUCAGAAUAGUGAGUGCAGUUAGCUCGUUUGUUUAUGGUGUUUGUUAGCUUAUUAGCUUGUAACUGGCAAUGGCUGUAACAGCAUUAGUAGUUAUGUGAAAGCAAACUCUCACUCUCUGUACUGUCAAGUCCACUCUGCACUGGAGGUUUCAGGUUUCUUUUGCACUUCCCCUUGCAGGAGAUUGGUUCUUGGGUAUGUAUGAAACCCAGACUGUUUCAAUCCAUGUUUUUGAAUCAUGAGAAAUACUCAAGGCAAAUAUAAUGGUUCACAAUGAUGUGGGGUGAGAAGCCUUUUGUUGUUGUUGUUGUUGUUGUUGUUGUUGUAAACCUAUUUUCUCCUGUUUAUGCUAGGGAGUUAGAUAAGUUCCUUAUAUUUUUAUUGUUUGUUUUUUGUUUAUUAUUUUAGGUUGUGCUCACCCUGAUGCCAAUUUUACCUGUGAUGAAAUAAAUCAGUCUUCUGCAGUUUCUGGACUGCAGUCAGCUGUGGCAGUGGUUAUCCUGUCACUUUUAUGCUUUGCUCAGGUUUCACCCUAGGCUGGGCAUAACACCAGAGAAUGCAGAUGUUUUACCAUUAGUCGAGAAGUACCUGUGUGUGUUCAUCUAAUCUCCGUUCUCCUUAAAACUCUGCAAAGAGUCAAGUCAAAACAAAACAAAUAUAUGGAGAAAAAAAAUCAUACUGCGCUGCCCCAGAGGCUUGUAAUAUUAAGCAGGAUUUGAGGUUAGUCAUAUAACUUUAGGUUUAACUCUGAGUUUUCAGGGUUACGACAGUGGGAUAGAAGGUAAAUCACUAUGGUAACUUAUGCAGAACAGCUAACCUGCUCCAGGGCAGGUUAACUUCAGAGGAUCAGAUCACUGGAAAACUAGAGUCAUCAUUCCUACAGGACCUCGACAGGGACAAAAGAAUUUUGACAAAUGCUAAAGAUCAACAGAUACUUUUAUAGAUCAGUGGAAUCAGUUUGGUGCUCCAGUAUUUUAUGUCCACAUUAUUUUAUGUCAAUCAUUCAGUCGUUUUUCCACUUAUUUACAAUAAGUCCUCAGCCUGACUUUAGUAAUUAGAAAUUAUUUCUCGUGUUUCUAUUCUACUCAUGUGAUCAUAUUGUUCACAUUUCACCUUGUUAAAUGUCACUUUUGGAUGUCACUAAAAAACAAACCACCAUGCAGCUGUCAGCAUUACUUCUCAUAUCAUAUUAGGUUCCUUACUCAUGGUUCCGACAACACUGCUUUUAAUUCCGCCUCUUUCACAUGAACGUUCUUGGGAAAUCCUGGGUUGAUUUAACAAGUUGAUAACCAGCAUCAUACGACCACUUAGCCACACUGUGGUUGUUAGGUUUAGUGAAGCCAGAUAAUGAAAAUAUAUCCUGGAUCUGCUGAACUUCAUAGUACAGGCCUCUGGUGAUCUGUAAACAGAAAACAGAGACAACAGUAAGACACACACAUACACACACUUAUGCACAGACCUUUAUCCAUCUAACUGAAAGAGGCAACAAGGGUGUGGCUGAGGAUGAACACAACAACAGUUAAACAUGGACUGUUUGGACUGUGUGUUCGUGUUCAGACUGGUCAUUUACCUAAAAAAAAAAACAGAAACCUUUGGCAGUGAUUGUCCAGUCAGUGAGACAUGAGGUGGUCCAACCAAGCCACUUAAAUAUAAAUAAAUAUAAACAUAAAAUAUAACGUUGUAUUAUGUAAUGUAUAUGUAUAUACUGUAUAAUGAUCAGCUGUAUUCAUUGAAAAGACACCCAGCCUUUCAUUAAAUACUACACUUAUCUCUUGGUAAUUUGUCCAAAGCCAGCAAAGCUUACUGUGUCAGUGAUAAAACUAAAGCCAGUGGACAAAGAGUAAAGAAUUAGACAGAUAUCAUUGGAAGGGACUUUUUUUUGUCUUUUACAAAGUGGAGCUACCUUUUUACCAUUUAAUUUUCAUGCUGCAGCACACUGGCUGGUGUUUUGCAUACAGUUAGAGCGCAGCCUCGAAGGGCAACAACUCACAGUACAGUCAACAGUCUCCUGUAGGCUCUGUAGGAAACACUAAUUCUAUAUAUCCAGUCCAUAUCAUCUGACAGUAUUAAAAGAUUUAUCAGCAAAAGGAAUAUCUACACUUACACAGAUGGAUAUUUUGAAUAUUGUGAGUUCUUUGACUUGAAUUUCUGCCUAAUAGCUUAGUAUUAUGUAAACUUGACUCCAGUGAGUCUUGAGCACCACUUUAAAGGAGCAGUAGCAUUUGGUUUCUCUAUUAAACAAUUAGAAUAUUGUAACAUCUCCUUGACAACAUCUGACAGACAAAAUGGAAGGGUUCAUGUGCACCACAUAUUUUUUUUUCACAUGUAUGAAAGUGUUGUAAUGCUCCUGUACUUUCUUCUUCAGUGAACCAAUAUCAGCAAUAUUGUCAAUGUUUACUGUGUGAGACAUACACCACAUAAACGGCUAAAUGUAGCUGUAAGGCAGGCACAAGUCUGUUUGUACUGCUGUACAGUACUUGAAGUGACCUCUAUUGGUAUUUGCAUGAUGGGGUUUAGGCUCAGGCUACACUUGUAUUUGCCAUGCAGAGUUCAGUGAAAUCAGAUGAAGAUGCGAUUUAUUUUCCUCUGAAGUAUACACUGACUGUGCUGACAAUUAGACAAGGCUAAGCAGUUUACUUUCACAAUUUGUCACUGUUCAUUAGCAGAAAUCUCAAUCUCAACAUAAAAAUAAUACAUUAACAAGUAAUAUACUGUAAACAAGGUGGAGAUGUGGCAGUUUCGGUUUGAAUCCAUCCGUUUAUUUUCUGUAUGACCUUUUCUGUUCAGGGUGGCAGGGGCUGCCGUCCCAGCAUGCACUGGGUGAGUGGCAGGGAGUAACACAACAGGAUAUGUGGAAUUAUGUAAACAACACAGUCAAUGGACAGCAAGUGCUUGACAUCUUUUCAAAGUGUGUGAAUGGCCUUUGUGUGUAUUUUUAGAAGCCCUGUAAUCCCACCAUACAAUUGCAACAGAAAGAAAAGAAAAGAAAUAGAAAGAGCUGAUUUACCUAGCAGUUAAAGCUGUGGCUCCUCUGUGCUUGCUCCUGUUACUCAGACCGUGCCCUUUGUCUGGGGCCAGGGCUUGGUCUGGGGCCAAAUUUUGCAUGUCAAGGGCCACUUGAAUGCGAAGCUCCCCGGAUUCUCACUACCUGACAUGCAAAACCAGUGGGGGACCAGUUAAAAUGGCGCACGCGCACAGUCAACACAGGUGUACUCCAGUCAAAACACAGACUGCCUUUUACUGCCCACCCUACAGAGCUCUGAGAACUCACCACUGCUAAUAGAUCAAGUAGAUCAGUAGGAGAAAAAGAUGCCCAGGUCUUUCCUUAUUAAAAAGAAACGUGGGGCAUGUGGAGCAUGGCAAUGGAAAGAACCAGAGCAGCACGAGUGGAAAGAAGAUAAUACAGAAGUGAGUGAAAAUGCUAAGGAGCAGAUAUCCUGCUGUCCUGACACCCAACAGCCUGCCACUGUGUCCCAGCCACAGGCCAUUUUAGGAUAUGAGACACCAGCAAGAAUGAGAGCGCAAGUGCAAUUGGCAGGAUCAGGAGGUUCAGGGUCUGAUGCCAGGCUGGACUGGUCCACACUGAUACUCCAGGGCUCCUUCUACCAUCCCAGUACUCUGGCGCUGGUCAGCAGAGCAAAGCCCCGUGCCCGUACUUCCCCAGGCUCAGGCGACUUUGUGUGCUCAGUGUGCCACAAGAUAUUCCCUCUGCAGCGCAUGUUGACCCGCCACCUGAAGUGCCACAGCCUGGUGAAGAGACAUCCUUGUCGAUUCUGUGGCAAAGGAUUCAACGAUACCUUUGACCUCAAAAGGCAUAUGCGAACACACACAGGUAUCCGUCCCUACAAGUGUGAGCUGUGCGAGAAAGCCUUCACACAGCGCUGCUCUCUGGAGUCCCACAUGAGGAAGAUUCACGGCGUUCACCAACAGUAUGCCUACCGCCAGAGACGCUCCAAGAUCUUUGUGUGUGAGGAUUGUGGUUACACCUCAAGCCGCCCUGAUGAGUAUUUCCUCCAUGUGAGACAGUGCCACCCUGGCAGUCCCGCCCUCCGCCGGUACUACCGCCGCCAGGCCCAUGAGAACAGCAGCUUUGCAUCAGCAGACCGUAAACUCAAUCCUUAUUUGCUCUACUCAAACCCUGCAUACUACAUGUAGGCCUUGCUCAGAUUCUUGACUACACUGUGUUGUAGCUGUACCAUAAGCCAUUCAUAAAUGAAAAUAAAGUUUUAAUGACAUUGUCAACUGUGUAACAUAUAGACCAUCAAUGUAUGUACCCUUGAGUUUACGCCUUCUGUGUUCAUUCAUUAGUUUCUGUUUCCAACAACAGUUUUUAAUUAGCACUAGUUCUUAUACCUGUUUUAUUUACUCAUAGUUAUGACUUUUUUGUCAUGUCUGUACUUUAAAAAUAAAAAUAAAGGAUAAAAACUUAUCUAGUAAA
This is a messenger RNA of Lates calcarifer (barramundi perch), 6898 nucleotides long. RefSeq lists its product as uncharacterized. Gene Ontology annotation, molecular function: DNA-binding transcription factor activity, RNA polymerase II-specific; RNA polymerase II cis-regulatory region sequence-specific DNA binding. Gene Ontology annotation, cellular component: nucleus. The transcript has 4 exons. The record is from RefSeq and is a predicted model, not a curated record. Bases 5770 to 6615 code for a protein of 281 amino acids. NCBI's taxonomy places the organism in Eukaryota, Metazoa, Chordata, Actinopteri, Centropomidae. Gene Ontology annotation, biological process: epidermal cell differentiation; regulation of transcription by RNA polymerase II.